AUGCAGACGGCCAAAAGAAUGGCGUCCAACGUGUACACAUCUCCGGCUCUCACGUUUGAACUGGUUGCAAAAUGUUCAACAACUCGAGCUCGCGCCUCUAUUCUCACACUUCCUCAUGGACCCGUCCAGCUACCGAUUUUCAUGCCUGUGGCCACCCAGGCUUCUCUUAAGGGCAUUACCCCAGAGCAACUGGAGGAUACUGGUUGCCGUCUUUGCCUAAACAACACGUACCACCUGGGCUUGAAGCCAGGCCAGGAGAUUCUUGAUGCUGUUGGUGGUGCUCAUAAGUUGCAAGGAUGGAAUCACAACCUUCUUACAGAUAGCGGAGGCUUCCAAAUGGUCAGUCUGCUAAAGCUGGCCACAAUCACAGAGGAGGGCGUUCGCUUCUUGAGUCCCCACGACGGGUCCCCUAUGCUCCUCACCCCAGAACACUCUAUAUCCCUGCAAAACACAAUAGGCAGUGAUAUCAUGAUGCAGCUCGACGACGUGCUAGUGACCACCUCGCCAGACAAAGCCCGGAUGCGAGAGGCCAUGGAGCGCAGCGUCAGAUGGUUGGACAGAUGCAUAGCCGCUCACAAGAACCCCGACAGACAAAAUCUGUUUUGCAUUAUCCAGGGUGGAUUAGAUCUCGAGAUGCGACGAGAGUGCUGCAAAGAGAUGCUGGCUAGGGAUACGCCUGGCAUCGCCAUCGGCGGGCUCAGCGGAGGAGAGGCCAAGGCAGAUUACUGCCGUGUCGUAGAGACAUGUACAGCCCUACUUCCCGACCUCAAACCUCGGUAUGUGAUGGGUAUUGGCUACCCGGAAGAUCUGAUCGUCAGCGUCGCCCUCGGAGCAGACAUGUUUGACUGCGUGUGGCCAACAAGGACAGCGCGAUUCGGAAACGCCGUCACGAAGAAUGGCGUCCUGAACAUUCGAAACUCAAGAUACGCCAACGACUUUGGACCUAUUGAGCCCGGUUGUGGCUGCAUGUGUUGCAGGGGAGGGGAGGACGGCAUGGGUAUCACGAGAGCCUUUAUCCACCACAACGCUUCCAAGGAGACGGUGGCGGCGCAUCUGUUGACGAUUCACAACGUUUGGUAUCAGCUGCAGCUCAUGCGCGACAUUCGACAGGCGGUUAUUGAGGAUAGGUUUCCUGCGCUCAUCAGAGAGUUUUUCGCAGGGCUUUAUGAGGAUAAGACGCAGUACCCUGAGUGGGCUGUGGAAGCACUCAAGAGAGUCAAUGUUGAUUUGACGGUAUAA
This is a messenger RNA of Trichoderma aggressivum f. europaeum, 1239 nucleotides long. RefSeq lists its product as uncharacterized. The coding region runs from base 1 to 1239 and encodes 412 amino acids. The transcript has 3 exons. Gene Ontology annotation, molecular function: tRNA-guanosine(34) queuine transglycosylase activity. The record is from RefSeq and is a predicted model, not a curated record. Lineage: Eukaryota; Fungi; Ascomycota; Sordariomycetes; Hypocreales; Hypocreaceae. Gene Ontology annotation, cellular component: cytosol.